AUGCACCCAGCAGGGUCAGUGGACGGUAGCUUCUCCCGCUCUGCUGUGCAGACCCUCUCCCGGAGCCACUGCCGCAACAUCAAACAGAAAAUCUCCCAGUGGGAGGGGAGGACACGAGGGUGCUCCAGCAAGGAGAAACAGGACUUCGGAGUUAAGUACGAUCCCAGCUGCGAUGUCCUGUCCAAAGUGAAGCCAGAACAUGCAGAGAAGAGCAGAAGGACUGGGUCCAAAGAUCCAAAGAGCCUGGGUUUGGACUUCAGGGAAGAUGCAGGGAGCUGCCUGCAGACUGAUGCCUGUGACGGCCUCCAGCCCUGUGCGUGCAGCGUAACUUCCCGAGCCAAGGAGAAGGGAGAGCGGCAAGCGGGCUUCCCGAACCCAGGGCCCACGCUGCCCCCAGGUAACUUCUAUACCUCACAAGCGCUGUGGAGGAGGGUAGAUCCCCCUCUGCCUGGCAAAGCCCCACCAGUUCCCUUGGACCUUCAGAGGACGCGAGGGAGCUGUGGCUCCACGCAAAGAGAACUUAAAGUCAAAGGAGUGGACUCUCUCUGCAGGGCAGAGAGGAGCUUGAAAAACAUUUACUGUGAGGCUGAGGGGCAGGAGGAGGAUCCAGCUGCUGCCCCACCACCCAAACCCCGUAGGACUUUCCGCUAUCUUGCAGAGAAGGGUGCCAGUAGCUGUAGCAAUGCCAGCACUACCAGGGAAGCUCCCCUGCAAAAGCAACGUGGAAGAGACUCAGUGUCAUCCUCCAACAAUCCUGAGAAGAGACUCGCCAGCAGGAGGAUCAGAGGGAGAGCCCAGAGGAAAUCUUUUGAGUUUGAGGACAUCCAGGGCUUCCGCAACCGGAUGGCAACCACCAGCUCCCACAGACUGCGAGAAGAGACAAACGGCACUGCAGGAUCCAGGCUCGUCUACACGCAGUCGGAAGACAACAUCUACGAGGACAUUAUCUGUCCUGCAAAAGAGAACCCCUAUGAAGAUAUCAGAGCACUGCCCUUACCCCUGUGGAAGGUCCCAUCUGUCUGGAAGCCACCACCCCCCCGGAGCACCAGCAGAGCUCCCAAGCCUCCCCCAAAACCUCCCUUCCUCAGUUGCAAGACUCUUGAGCUAAAGCCCUUCCAGUCAAGUUUCCAAGGGAAAAUGGUGAAGGACACAAGCCUGCCUGUCACACUGACCGAGUGGAAGCUGUUCCGAGCAGUAGAGGCUGCUAGCAGGAGAAAGAACUUGCCCUGGCUGGUACUGAAGAUCCAGGAGAUCUUUGAUUCAAAGCGUGGAAAGAAGAGGGUGAAGUUGCUCAGCCCUGCUGGGAGGGAAGCACCUGCAGUGAAAGGUGAAACCAGCGGGAACGAAAGCGAUACGGAAAAUCCACCAAAAAGUCAACACAGGCACCUGCUGCAGGUGCAGCCCACGUCCAAGAGGAACCCGCACUACCAGACCUUGGAGAGGGAUUUGAUAGAGCUCCAGGAGCAGCAGCUGUUUGAGCUGUUCGUGGUGGUGUCGCUGCACAAGAAGGCGUCUGAGGUGACGUACACACCGCAGAUCAUACAGCAGUUUCCCAGCAAGCCGGAACAUCCCUUCAGGCAGUCAAAGGAUACUGAAGAGAGGCUAAAGGUCAUUCCCAAAUUCUGCUUUCCCGAUCCCAAAGACUGGUUUCCUGCAUCAAACCUUAAAAGUGAAACAUUUUCUUUUGUGUUGACGGGCGAGGAUGGUGGCCGCUGGUUUGGGUACUGUAAGAAGCUCCUGCCAGAAGGGAAAGGGAAGCGCCUUCCCGAGGUGUACUGCAUCGUGAGCCGCCUGGGCUGCUUCAACCUCUUCUCCAAGAUUUUAGACGAAGUGGAGAAGAGGCGAGAGCUGUCCCCAGCCCUGGUGCACCCGUUCAUGCGUAGUGUGAUGGAGGCCCCUUUCCCAGCUCCUGGGCGCACAAUUGCUGUGAGGAGUUUCCUGCCGGGAGCAGGAGACGAGGUGAUGGAGCUCUGCCGUCCCUUGGAUUCUCGGCUCGAACACGUUGACUUCGAAUGCCUGUUCAAGUGUCUGAGCGUCUCUCACACGAUUCGGGUCUUUGCCUCUCUCCUGCUGGAAAGGAGAGUGAUCUUUGUUGCUGACAACUUAAGCACUUUGUCUAAAUGCGGCCAUGCCGCAGUUGCAACCCUCUAUCCCUUCACUUGGCAACACACCUACAUCCCAGUCCUGCCCACUUCUAUGAUUGAUAUUGCGUGCUCUCCGACCCCGUUCUUAAUUGGCAUUCUCUCCUGCUCGUUACCACAGCUCCGGGACCUGCCCAUAGAAGAGGUUCUGAUUGUUGAUCUUUGUGCUGACAAGUUCUUGCAAGAGGUGUCGGAUGAAGACGAGAUCCUGCCUCAUAAACUGCAGGCUGCGCUUGUACAAAUCUUGGAAGAACGAAGUGAAAUCCUAUCCCAUGAGCAGAGUGAUGCACAAGGUGACAUCCCUCUCAACUCCCUGGUCUCGGAAGCUUUUGUGCAGUUCUUUGUGGAGAUCGUUGGACACUACUCCCUGCACAUGAACGUCACGGAGAAGGGGGAGCGGGUGUUUCAGCGGGAGCUGUUCUGUAAAUCUCACGUGUCGCGCAACGUGCGCCAUUUCUUGCACUUCUUCAUGGAAACGCAGAUGUUUGCAGGGUUCAUUCAGGAUCGAGAGUUGAGCAAGAACGUGGUCAAAGGCCUUUUUGAGGCCCGUGCCUUGGAGUACUUGGAGCGAAUUCCAGAGACAGAACCAACUGGAGUGAACAAAAUCCUUCGCAGUCUUGGAAGCAAGAUGAAAUUUCUUCAGAAGAAAUGA
Mesitornis unicolor (brown roatelo) is the source of this 2793-nucleotide messenger RNA. It is a transcript of the gene DENND2C, whose product is annotated as DENN/MADD domain containing 2C. Lineage: Eukaryota; Metazoa; Chordata; Aves; Mesitornithiformes; Mesitornithidae. The transcript has 18 exons. Bases 1 to 2793 code for a protein of 930 amino acids. The record is from RefSeq and is a predicted model, not a curated record.